Messenger RNA from Spizellomyces punctatus DAOM BR117, 1005 nucleotides. RefSeq lists its product as uncharacterized. The coding region runs from base 1 to 1005 and encodes 334 amino acids. NCBI's taxonomy places the organism in Eukaryota, Fungi, Chytridiomycota, Chytridiomycetes, Spizellomycetales, Spizellomycetaceae. Gene Ontology annotation, cellular component: nucleus. Gene Ontology annotation, biological process: DNA repair. The transcript has 8 exons. The record is from RefSeq and is a predicted model, not a curated record. Gene Ontology annotation, molecular function: single-stranded DNA binding; polyubiquitin modification-dependent protein binding; metalloendopeptidase activity.
AUGGCCGACACGGCAUUUGACGAGAGUCUGGCGCUCCUGCUCCAACAGGAAGAGGAUGAAUUGGCAGCUGCAUUUGCCUCGCAGGGAGGAUCGAAUGCCCAUGCAGCGUCUACACGAACGAGUGAUGUCGCCGAUCCCAACCCAGAUUUGCACGCGCUGUUUCUGGCGUUUGACCAACAGUACUUUGACGGUAGACUUGCUAGUGUUGAAGUCCGAUGGAGCGAUCGCAUGACACUCUGCGCUGGAAUGUGCUACUACUACAAGGGCGGGUAUUGCUCCAUCCGCCUUAGCGAGCCGUUACUUAAAUUCCGGCCACGAAGUGACUACAUUAAUACUCUCCUCCAUGAAAUGAUCCAUGCGUACUUGUUUGUGACGCAGAAUAAUCGGGACCGGGAGGGGCAUGGGCCAGAGUUUUUGAAAUUGGCAGAGAGGAUCAACAAGCAAGCGGGAACAAACAUUACAGUAUAUCACAACUUUCACGACGAGGUCAACCACUACCGCGUUCACGUCUGGAAAUGCGACGGCCCAUGCCAACACCGACCGCCAUUUUUCGGCAUCGUCCGUCGAUCCAUGAACCGUCCCCCUCAACCCGCCGACAGAUGGUGGUCAGAUCACCAAGCAAGCUGCGGCGGAACGUACCAUAAAAUAGCCGGCCCAGAGCCCAAACCGAAACGAAAACGCAAAGAAGAAAAGAGUGAGGACAGAGUUGAUAAGGGCAAAACUGCGGGCAUCGAUGAUUAUUUCGUUCAGCUGGAUAAAAAGAUAAAAUCAGAGGACGACACACGACAGAAUGACAAAGUGCGAGCACCGUCACCUCAUCAUAGCGAACUUGUCAUGGACCUCACGGGCCCGCCUCUCAAACCUUCCAAAGAACCAAUACCAUCCGCAGUCGCCUCCCCUCCUGAAAGUGUCUCUUGCCCCGUAUGCGGUAAGACAGGCUUCACUUCCACGGAAAUCAAUGAGCACCUGGAUCUGUGUCUGUGGGAACAGGGUGGGGGAUCGUAG